Exophiala bonariae is the source of this 891-nucleotide messenger RNA. RefSeq lists its product as uncharacterized. Bases 1 to 891 code for a protein of 296 amino acids. The transcript has 2 exons. Lineage: Eukaryota; Fungi; Ascomycota; Eurotiomycetes; Chaetothyriales; Herpotrichiellaceae. The record is from RefSeq and is a predicted model, not a curated record.
AUGAGAAGAACAAUCUCAGGCUGCUUUUCUGGAUUUGCAACAACCUUGAACGGUGAGGAAUAUCCCCUUGGUAUUCAUGCUGAGGAACAUUCGACUAACUUGCUCCAACCCGUUUCCAGAGACUUGUUACGUGAGAUUGACGGAACUCUGCCACGCAGCAACCUCGCACAGUUCGAGGAACACUUCUCUCUACCUCUACCGUGCGACGAGGCAGACAACAAGGAACGCCCACCCCAUGUCAACACACAUUUCGUCUUCUUCUUGGCGGAAAUGUCUCUGCGCGCCAUCCUAGAAAGUAUCCUAACCACCCCCGAACUAAACGCCCAUAGCUCCCCGGCCUCAAUCCAUCAACCAUAUCAACUCAACAUCUCACCCGUGCAACAAGAGCUCCACUCCCAGCUUGACACAUGGAUCCUCCGCCUGCCGGCGAACCUCGACUGGUCCCCCAACCCAGUGCCCGUGCCAACCAAUGCGUAUUCCGAGCGCUCGCCGUUGACGACCCGUCUGAAACUGCUGUAUUGGUAUGCACGAUUCGCACUCCAUCGACCACUCAUGCUUCAGACCCUGGACAACGGAGCUGUGUGGUCGCAUUUGCCGAUAUGGGAACCUUUCCGCGAAGGACUACUCCCCGCGCUGAAUCUGCUGAAGAUCUUUGCCACCGAGCAGCCGGACAUCGAUGUGAUCAUGGCUAAUAGGGUGAUUUCUGCAAUCGACAUGAUGACCAAGAUCACCAGCAAGAUGCCGUUCCCUGCUUUCAAUGGAGAGAAUGCAGAUGAGCUCAUACGGACAGCGACGAAUAUGUUGAUGAGGAAGUUUGGCACAUCCUCGGACUGGGUGGUUUGCAAGUUGGCUAACCUGCAGGUCAAUUCAAGAAACGGAGUUUCGGUUUGA